ACCACAAUCCGCACCGCCCUUCUGGUCCGGCGUCUCCGCCGUAACAAUACCCACUUCUUCCAUAUCCAUCUUCCUCUCUCAGAGCUUGCUCUAUUGAUCGAAGAACCAUUCCAGGUUUAAACUUGAGUGAGCCUUCAGCAAUGGCUAAGGCAAAAGCCGCUACGGUCAAAGAUGCUGUUCACAAGCUGCAACUUUGUCUUUUGGAUGGCAUUCAAGAUGAGAGUAAACUCUUUGCUGCUGGAUCUUUGAUGUCUCGUAGUGAUUACCAAGAUGUUGUGACUGAAAGAACUAUUGAAAAUAUGUGUGGAUAUCCACUAUGCGGCAACUUUUUACCUUCUGAUAGGCCUCACAAGGGUCGUUAUCACAUUUCGAGGAAGGAGCAUAAAGUAUAUGAUCUACGUGAAGCCUACAUGUACUGCUCAGCAAAAUGUGUUGCGAAUAGUCAAGCAUUUUCUAGUGGCUUGCCAGAAGUGCGAACUUCCAAUCUCAACCAUUCUAAACUUAAUGAAGUCUUGCAGGCUUUUGAGCAACCUGGUUUGGACGCUCAGGUGGAUCUCGGAAGAAAGGAGAUUUAGGGUUGUCUGAAUUAAAGAUUCUGGAGAAAGUAGAAGUGAAGGGUGGAGAAGUUUCUCUUGAAGAGUGGAUUGGUCCAUCCAAUGCAAUUGAAGGCUAUGUUCCACAAUCAGACAAGACUCUCAAGCCACAAUUGAAGCCCCCCAAAAGAGGUACAACACAUCAGGAUGUGAGAACUGCUAUAACAUGUAGU
Cuscuta campestris is the source of this 766-nucleotide messenger RNA. Lineage: Eukaryota; Viridiplantae; Streptophyta; Magnoliopsida; Solanales; Convolvulaceae. The record is from the annotation of a GenBank genome assembly.